Ceratina calcarata is the source of this 2128-nucleotide messenger RNA. RefSeq names its product glucose dehydrogenase [FAD, quinone]-like. Gene Ontology annotation, molecular function: flavin adenine dinucleotide binding; oxidoreductase activity, acting on CH-OH group of donors. Lineage: Eukaryota; Metazoa; Arthropoda; Insecta; Hymenoptera; Apidae. The record is from RefSeq and is a predicted model, not a curated record. The transcript has 9 exons. The coding region runs from base 95 to 2053 and encodes 652 amino acids.
CUUUAGUGCACGUUGUAUAUAUACUGUUGCAUACAAUACUGAGCAUGAAAAGCGCAGUAACGGUAAUAUAAGUAGUUCUUUUAACGUCGGCAACAUGAAUGUGUAUGCUUUAGGUUGCCAAUCUCUGCAGUGCCUUCAUCCUUUCGAGGGCGGGCCGCAGCUCACCGAUGUUUGUUCGGCAAGUACAGGAGUUUUGUUUCUAACGCUGCUCAACAACCUCCUAGUCUCGAACCCGCGAAUUGGCGACCCGUGCGGACGCGUCGAUCCUAUCACCAGCCCGAGAUCCAGUUACGAUUUUAUCGUCGUUGGCGCUGGUGCCGCUGGUGCCGCGGUUGCCGGGAGAUUGAGCGAAGUGGAGGAUUGGAAUGUCCUACUAGUCGAAGCGGGUCCGGAUGAACCGGCUGGAGCCGAAGUACCUGGCAAUGCUGCCCUUUACCUCGGCGGUCCAUUGGAUUGGAAAUAUAAAACGUCGAACGAAUCGUUCGCCUGCCUAAGCACAAACGGAAGCUGUUAUUGGCCUCGAGGUAAGAAUCUCGGAGGUACAACGCUUCACCAUGGCAUGGCUUAUCAACGCGGACAACCCAAAGAUUAUCAAAGAUGGGCUGAAUUUGGCAUUGAAGGCUGGAGCUGGGAUGACGUCCUCCCAUACUUUUUUAAAUCGGAGAACAAUACGGAAAUAGGAACACUUGUGAGUUCGAAAUAUCAUACUACCGGUGGACCAAUGACUGUUCAAAGAUUCCCUUAUCAGCCCGGCUUUGCUUGGGAAAUCCUGAAAGCGUCGGAGGAAGCGGGUCUCGGCAUCAGCGACGAUCUGACAGGGGCGAACCUCACUGGUUUCGCAGUGACUCAGACUAUCAGCCGGGACGGUGUGAGACUGACGACUGCUGGGGCAUUUAUUAGACCGGUGGCGCAUCGUAAGAACCUCCACGUGGCUACGAACGCUUUGGCGACGAAAGUCACGCUGGUUAACAACCGUGCCGAAGGCAUCGAAAUGUUGAUGAAUGGGAAGACGUAUAAAGUACGCGCGAAACGUGAAGUAAUUUUAUCAGCCGGCGCGAUAAACACGCCGCAGUUGUUAAUGCUGUCAGGAAUCGGCCCUAAAGAACACCUGGGAUCAAAGAACAUCCGUGUGGCUGUGGAUCUACCAGGCGUCGGGGAAAACCUUCAUAAUCAUCACUCAUAUAUGCUAGCUUACACGUUGAACGAGACGUCGACUGCUCAGUUCACCGGUAACAACGCGGCAUUGUAUCUGUUCAAUCAAACCGGGCCGCUCUCCAGCACGGGUUUGUCUCAGGUCACCGCGAAACUGGUGUCUAAUUUUAGUACGUCGGACGACCCGGACAUUCAGAUAUUCUGUGCCGGUUACCGAGCCUCGUGUCGAGCGACAAGCAACGCCAACGAGACGGUCGUCACCUUCGCGUCAGUGAAUAUUAGACCGAAGAGCAGAGGCCGGAUCACGUUGAACAGCAACAAUCCAUUGGAUCUACCGUACAUCUGGAGUAACGAUUUGGGAACCGAUGAAGACAUUAACCUCGUCAUUCAAGGGAUUCGUUACAUCGAGAAACUGAUGAACACAACGACGAUGAGAAAUCACGACCCGACGCUUGAAAAUGUGUCCAUACCAGCGUGCGCCAAUCUCACGUAUGACAGCGACGAGUUUUGGAAAUGUGCUGUACAGUGGAACACGAAACCGGAGAAUCAUCAAGCCGGUACCGCGAGAAUGGGUCUAGCUUCAGAUCCGAUGGCAGUAGUUGACACAAAAUUGAGAGUGCACGGUGUCAAGCGAUUGAGAGUAGCUGAUGCAUCCGUCAUGCCUAUAGUAAUAUCGGGCAAUCCCGUUGCCACGAUCACCAUGAUCGGGGAAAGAGCCGCGGACUUCAUUAAGGCAGAUAAUAUACGCAGGGAUACACAGCCGACUCCAUCACCGACUACAACAAACCCGCUAAAAGAGAUACAACAAGACAUACAGAAUGGAUACGAUUCGUUUCAGAAGAAAAAGAAACAGUUUCAAGAACAGUUAGCAAACCAAUUUGGCGUGCCUAUACCUCAAUGAUGGGAGUCAAAUAUGUACUUCAAAAGUAAAAGAAUUUAAACAAUAAACAAUCAUAUCUUUUUCAAGCAUUAAAAA